Nilaparvata lugens (brown planthopper) is the source of this 893-nucleotide messenger RNA. RefSeq lists its product as uncharacterized. Bases 381 to 728 code for a protein of 115 amino acids. The record is from RefSeq and is a predicted model, not a curated record. The transcript has 4 exons. Lineage: Eukaryota; Metazoa; Arthropoda; Insecta; Hemiptera; Delphacidae.
CCACUCUUUCCAUCGGCGCUCCUCGUUGCGCUGCUCAUCGUGACGCUUCUGCCACAGAGACGGCGGCGAGGACGAUACGCGCCAAGACGGUCCCAGGUGCACAGGUCCCACUCACCGCUCAGUGCAAAGUCGCGUCGUGCCGUGAGUGCAUGAACCAACCAACCAACCAACCAACACAAGGAGAGUGCCAGUUCUUCGUCCUUAUUCGAGUGCUCAGCAACAGUACUGUUUGUCAGUUUUAGUUCUCCAUGACGACGGUGGCGUUUAUUAACUCUAAUCGGCGUUGCGUUUGUGAAAAGUAGUUUAUCAACAAGUUUUCAAGUUGAUGACAAAAACAAUACAAGGAAUAACUUUUCUACAGAUUUGUGUGAUACACUGAAAUGACGGCUAUAUUCAACAGCCGUGUGCCAGCGGCUUUACUGGGUCUAGUGGCUUGGUCGUCAGCGAUACAGUUCGCACCCUCCGAUGGGGGUGGGGAGUGCGCCCUUCGGCUGGACGGUCCGGGGAGGUCUAGUGCGUUUGACUUCCACCUCAACACGCUCAGGGGUGGACCUUUUGGUGCUGGAGGUUCAGGGACCUGUAUCACUUACGAUGCAGUCAAUCAUGCAUACAUUGAAGCCAGAAAGAGAAUACAGGUAUCCCAGCCGCAUGGAGAGUGGAAACCACACGAAGUGGCAUCAGUUGGAGAGCUGCUACUCGACAUGUCCAUUCAGCUUGCCAAACAGUGAGUAUUGCAAAACAUUCUCAAACGAUUGCAAUUCGAACAUGAUUGAUUGAAUAGUAUUUUCAUCAAAACUUAGCACAAGAAUUCAACUCCGUUCUAUCACAUUGUGAAGAAGUUCUUACAUUUCAAUGCAAGGAAGACGAUUGAAACCUUAAACCUUGAUUCGCAA